UGUUUUGUUUUGUUUGUUGCUUGGAACUUGUGUUAAUUAUGUGUUGCUUUACACAUUUAUUUAUGAUUGUUUUCUCGUUAUGUUUGCACGGAUGCUUGCACGUUUAUCUGUUCCUUGAUUUGCAUGUAUAUGUAUGUGUGUUUUUCGUCUGGCACUUGUUUAUCUUCGUUGGUGCAUACGAGAGAUUAAAGCGCUGUCAUUUGUGGUUACGAGAGUCAUUGAUGUUUUCGCGACGGAAACAGGGAUGUCUGUCGUCUGCUGUUUUUAUAUUGUGGUUUUAUCGCGUAUCAGCGCCAAAUUUUUGUGACCGCUUGACCCUGACAAUUCAAAACAGUACUGAUGCCAACCCACACUGAGAGGAAGUGAAACCUUCUCAGUGUUAUUUGUAGAUCCCCUCCUUCUUAUUUCACAGACAUCAUAACUGUUAUCAAAUGUGUCUUUUCUGGUUAAUUUAAUUUACCAUUUUUUGGUCGUGUUUUAUUUUUAUGUAUUUAUUUAUUUUUGCACUAUAGUCUCAGUGGCGCUGCCCUACAGGUGUGAAUAUGAACAAGACUAACAUCCGAGGCUUCAGAUUUUGUGCUAAUUUCACAGGCGUAUGGAUGGGGGAGAACAAAGUAAAUGAUGUCUUAUGGUGAGAACGUGAUGGUGGUUCAUUGAGGAAGCAAGAUUAAGAAGAGAAGAUAGAGAUAUUUUUCGGAGGAAGUGUUUGAGCUGAAGACCGAAGUGAUGUUGUCUCCUGAACAGGAGCUGCUGAGCUCUUCUAAACCCAUCAAAUACGGAGAGCUCAUCAUCCUUGGCUACAAUGGCUCCCUACCGAAUGGAGAACGGGACAGAAGAAGGAGUCGUUUCGCUCUGUUUAAGAGACCCAAAGCCAAUGGAGUCAAACCCAGCACCGUCCACAGCACAUGCAGUCCACAGACCGCCAAGGCCAUCAGCAACAAAAACCAGCACAGCGUGUCGUAUACUCUGUCCAGGGCGCAGACGGUAGUCGUAGAGUACACGCACGACAGCACCACCGACAUGUUUCAGAUCGGCCGGUCCACUGAAAGCCCCAUUGAUUUCGUGGUGAUGGAAACGCUGCCUGGUUCUCACAGCAAAAGCGACACGCUGUCGUCUCAGAGCACUAUAUCGCGAUUCGCGUGUCGGAUCGUGUGUCAGAGAGCGCCGCCCUACACCGCACGCAUCUACGCCGCCGGCUUCGACUCGUCCAAAAGCAUCUUCCUGGGGGAGAAAGCGGCGAAAUGGUGGUGUGCUGACAGCCAGAUGGACGGCCUGACCACCAACGGUAUAUUAGUGAUGCGACCGCGGCACGGCUUCACCUGCGAGUCCAAACCGAGCGCCUGGAGAGAGAUCUCAGUCUGUGGAAACGUCUUCACGCUCCGAGAAACCCGCUCCGCUCAGAAACCCGGCAAACUGGUUGAGACUGAGUCUCACGAGCUGGUGGACGGCACUUUAAUCGAUCUGUGCGGCGCGACUCUGCUGUGGCGCUCGGCGGAGGGUCUGUCCUGCACGCCGACCCCCAAACACCUGGAGGUGCUGCGGCGGGAGCUGAACGCGGCUCGGCCGCAGUGUCCCGUGGGCCUCCACACCCUGGCCUUCCCCAGCCUGGACCGCUCCUUCACCGGCUCCACCCACGACGACCAGCCCUGGGCCUACCUGCACUGCGGACACGUGCACGGAUACCACGCCUGGAGGGGCCGGCGCCGGCUCACCAAAGAGGGCUCCACCGAGGAAGAUGAAGAGGAGCUGGAGCAGGAGCCGCUGUGUGAGGGGGAGCGCGAGUGUCCGCUGUGCCGCACGCGCAGCCUGUACGUGCCGCUGAAGCUGGGCCGAGAGUCUGGCUUCUGUCUGGACAGCGCUCCUCCCACACACGCAUUCAACCCCUGCGGACAUGUGUGUUCAGAGCGGACCGCCGCCUUCUGGAGCAAACUGGUGCUGCCUCACGGAGCUCACGGCUUCUUCCCCGCCUGUCCCUUCUGCAUGCGGCCGCUCGCUCGCCACAGGAAGUGUGUCAGGCUGAUCUUUCAGGGGCUGCUGGACUGAGUGUGUGUGUGUGUGUGUGUGUUUAAGACUCCUCUACCAAACUGCUAUCCUGCUCUGAGUUUCCCUCAAGUCAUCUGUUCUCUGCACUGCCGUCUGACUGAUGCUGCUCGCCGUAUGUUUACUGUUUGAAAGCCACUGCCUUUGAGCUGUCCUGCUCGUGCCUUAACAAUAACCACCAUCCAUGCUGUUAACAAUGUUAGGAAUCUGUACGAACACACUUCAGUGGGUGUGUGAACCUGUUUCUCAAUUGCUUUUCUUUCAUUUGUGCUUGUUACAAACUGCCAUAGAUCAUCACCCUGAAAAAUACCAACGAUUUUCAUCAAUCAUGAGUCUGAAAUGAGGUUAUUGUUAUAUUAUAUUAUGUAUGUGUAAUAUUAAAACUCUGCUGUUGUUGCAUUUUCCCUGAAAUGUUUUUGUAUCGUUCUUAAAGAAUAAAGUUAUUGAUCAUA
This is a messenger RNA of Carassius auratus (goldfish), 2492 nucleotides long. RefSeq names its product pellino E3 ubiquitin protein ligase 1a (gene peli1a). Gene Ontology annotation, biological process: protein K48-linked ubiquitination; regulation of Toll signaling pathway. Gene Ontology annotation, molecular function: ubiquitin protein ligase activity; protein binding. The transcript has 7 exons. Bases 727 to 2043 code for a protein of 438 amino acids. The record is from RefSeq and is a predicted model, not a curated record. NCBI's taxonomy places the organism in Eukaryota, Metazoa, Chordata, Actinopteri, Cypriniformes, Cyprinidae.